AUGUCCUCCACGCCGCCGGCCAUCGCGUCCCCCGCCUCCGAGCUCACCAAAUCCAAGAAGAAGAAGACCAAGUCCAAGGAUGCUCCCGCCGCCGACCCCGCCGUCGACGCGCCGUCGCUGGCGGAGGCGGAGGCCAAGACCGACGGCUUCAUGAUCAAGCCGCAGGCCCUCGUCCCCUCCCUCGACACCUCCACCUGGCCGCUCCUCCUCAAGAACUACGACCGCCUCAACGUCCGCACCGGCCACUACACGCCGCUCCCCUCCGGCCACUCGCCGCUCAAGCGCCCCAUCGCCGAGUACCUCCGCUACGGUGUCAUCAACCUCGACAAGCCCUCCAACCCGUCCUCCCACGAGGUGGUGGCCUGGAUCAAGCGCCUGCUCCGCGUCGAGAAGACGGGCCACAGCGGCACGCUCGACCCCAAGGUGACGGGCAACCUGAUCGUCUGCGUCGACCGCGCCACGCGCCUCGUCAAGUCGCAGCAGGGCGCCGGCAAGGAGUACGUCUGCAUCGCGCGCUUCCACGCCGCGGUCCCCGACACGGCCCGCGUCGCGCGCGCGCUCGAGUCCCUCACCGGCGCCGUGUUCCAGCGCCCGCCGCUCAUCUCCGCCGUCAAGCGCCAGCUCCGCGUGCGCACCAUCUACGAGAGCAAGCUCCUCGAGCACGACCCCGAGCGCCACCUCGCCGUCUUCUGGAUCUCGUGCGAGGCCGGGACCUACGUCCGGACCCUCUGCGUGCACCUCGGGCUGCUCCUCGGCGUCGGCGCGCAUAUGCAGGAGCUCCGCCGUGUGCGGUCGGGCAUCCUUGGGGAGCAGGACAACAUGGUCACCAUGCACGAUGUCAUGGACUCCAUGUGGGCGCUUGACAACCACAAGGACGAGUCUUACAUCAGGCGUGUUGUGAUGCCGCUUGAGGUGAUUCUGACGAGCUACAAGAGGCUUGUGGUGAAGGACUCUGCUGUCAAUGCUAUCUGCUAUGGUGCCAAGCUUAUGAUCCCUGGGUUGCUUCGGUUUGAGAAUGACAUUGAUGUUGGGGAGGAGGUGGUCCUCAUGACCACCAAGGGGGAGGCGAUUGCCAUUGGUAUCGCUGAGAUGCCCACUGCUGUUAUGGCGACUUGCGACCAUGGUGCUGUGGCCAAGAUCAAGAGGGUGGUCAUGGACAGGGACACGUACCCAAGGAAGUGGGGGCUUGGCCCGGUGGCGCUUAAGAAGAAGAAGAUGAUCGCUGAGGGCCUCCUUGAUAAGCAUGGCAAGCCAACUGACAAGACCCCAGAGGAGUGGCUUCGCAAUGUGGUGCUUCCUACAGGUGGUGAUGCUAUGAUUGCUAGCAUUGCGGCUGCUCCGGAGCCCGAGAAGGUGAAGGUGGAACAGCAGGAGGUGUUGGCAAGUGAGGACUUCAAGGAGAAGAAGAAGAAGAGGAAGACUGAUGAGGAUGAUGUAGCUGCAACACCUGCCAAAAAGAUCAAGGUUGAGGAGGAGGGCACUGAGGCUGUGGAAGAGGAGAAGAGUGAGAAGAAGAAGAAGAAAAAGAAGGACAAGGGAGAACCAGGAUCAGCUGUGAAGGAGGAGAAGGUCGAACUGUCUGAUGAGGAGAAGGGUACCAGUGAGAAGAAAAAGAAAAAGAAGAAGAGCAAGGAAGGCAGUGAUGUUGUUGCUGAACCAGAGAGUGCCGAAGCUGAGAAAAGUGAGAAGAAAAAGGACAAGAAAAAGAAGAAGAAAGAGGCAGAGGAGGCACAAUAGGUAGGCCGUUAGUUUACAUCAUUUCCUGGUGGUUAUUUGGUUGCAAUUAUGGGGGAGUUUGAACUACCUCUCUUGCUAUGUACCCCGUGCAAUCCUUUAUGGUUUGGAAGUCGUAGUGUACUAUCACUAGAUUACUGCCAUUCUACUGAAAUGCUAUGGUAAUUAGAGAGUUUUCCCAUUAAGUUUCUUGGACAAUGAGACCUGCUUUGCUGUAGUAUCUGUUAUCAGUUAAUGCAGUGAAUUUUGUGCUCAUAUUACCUUUUAAGUCAUUUGUACCGAAGUUUCUGGUUUGCCAA
Lolium rigidum is the source of this 2033-nucleotide messenger RNA. RefSeq names its product H/ACA ribonucleoprotein complex subunit 4-like. The transcript has a single exon. Gene Ontology annotation, molecular function: RNA binding; pseudouridine synthase activity. Gene Ontology annotation, cellular component: box H/ACA snoRNP complex. The coding region runs from base 1 to 1737 and encodes 578 amino acids. Gene Ontology annotation, biological process: rRNA pseudouridine synthesis; mRNA pseudouridine synthesis; box H/ACA sno(s)RNA 3'-end processing. The record is from RefSeq and is a predicted model, not a curated record. Lineage: Eukaryota; Viridiplantae; Streptophyta; Magnoliopsida; Poales; Poaceae.